AUGCCAACAUCAUCGAUAGUAGCCUCACGAAAAACGCGAGCGACCAGUGUGUUGUCACACGUUAUCGAUGGUUCAAAUAUGCUUGAUGAGUUCCAUUCAAAUCUUCAAUCGCCAGCUCAAUUUAUUAAUAUUUACAAUCAAUACUAUCAAACUGUAACACCUCGAUCAAUAAUUGUUACCAUUCUUUGUAGUAUAUUAACAAUAGAAAAUGUUGAUAGAAAAAUUCAAUUAUUUAUUAUUGAUUGUUUAAUAUCAAAUCGUGAUAAUUUAUCAGAGAUACAAUUUAAACAAGAUCUAUUGCCAUUUAUUAAACAAAUAUUUACAACAAAGGAUGACGAUGAUGAUAACAAAGAUUUAUUGUUAUCAACCAUACGAUUAUUUAUUGUACUCGUGGAACAUCGAACAACUAUUCUAAGUUUAACAUUAGCUGAAUGGUUAUCAUAUUUAUUGAAUUUUCUUGCUACAAAUCUUUCGUCAACAACUUAUUUAGUAUACGGAGAAUUAAUUGAUGAUUUAAUUUCAAAAAUUGUUAAACAAUUUCCACCACUAUCAAAAGAUGUUAUUGAAAUUCUUGGUCGAUCAUCAUUUAUUAUUUCCACAAAUUUUCUGCAUCAAUUAAAAUCAUGGAUACAAAAUUCAGACGAUACACGAUUAGCUUUCUUUACUAUUCAUUUAUGGGAAUCAUUAGCUUGUCUUCUUUGUCGAUUAAUAAUACGAGGUCACGUAAAAGGAAAUGAAAUUCUCGCUGUUAUUGAAGAUGCUUUCAUCGUUCAAAAUUAUUCGAUUCGUAGUGCUGCAUUUACCAGUUGGUCAUCGUUUAUGUCCUAUAUUCAUCGUUUAGAUGAUAUCGAUUCUCAACUAUUAAAUAGUCGUUUAUUAAAAUUAUUUUUAACACCAUUUUUAUCUGAUUCAACAUCAAAAAGUAAAUCAGCAUCAAUAGCAAAAUGUCGUGCAUGGAUAACACUUAUUUCACUGUAUCCAAAAAAUAUCAAUGAUGUUAUAUUGCCAUUUCUUUCAUUUGCUUUUGGCAAUCAUAUAACAUCAAAAACAGUGUCAACCACAACAGCAUGGUGGUCAGAGUGUCGUCAAAUAGGAGCACAAUUUAUGCAUGAGCUUUUAAUUAAAAAUAAUCAUAGUGAAUAUAUUCUUACCAUAGCCGGUGAUCAAAUACUUAAUUAUUUAUUUGAUUCGAUUGUUGAUCAACUAUUAGAUUAUAAGAUUAAUUCAAUAAAAUUUGAUGAAAAUUCAUUAUGGUUAACAAGUUGGAAUGCAUAUUUAAAUCAUCUAUUAAAUAUAUUUAAAUUAAAUAAUGCAAUUCAAGAAAGCCAACGUGUAGCAAUUAAUACUUGCCUAUUAACACGUAUUGAACAAUUAUGGAUCGAUUCACGAAUUGAAACACGUUUUCUUUUAAAAUUAUUUGAAACAUUUGAACAAAUUGGAUUUCCGCUAGCUAUCGAGACUGUACUACGAGAUUCGAGUACGCGAACAAAAACUUUAUCAGCUGCACAAAUACAUCCUUCAUCAACCAAUCAUAAAUCGCAGGACAAGUCUUUAUCGUAUUGUACAACAUUAUCCGAUCAGUAUCUUCAUAUAAUGUUAGAACAUGCUAUACGAUUUAAUGAUGAAGAUCAAACAACAGAAGAUGCUUAUCUUCAUGUUAUAUCCUAUUUAAUAGAUACAUUAUCAAAAACAUCGGAUGAAAAUUUUUGUCAUCAAACAAGUUCAUUAUUGCUUAAAUGUUCAGUUGAAUUAUCUCAUCAACCGAUAACAAUUCCAUAUUUAUUUUGGCAUAUAUGGUUUCGUUGUUCAACACUCUUGAUUAACAUUCUUAAUCGUUCAUAUACAUUCGAAUUAAACAACAAAAUCGACAGUCAAAAACAAGAAACAUCUAUUGAAUUAUUACUUCGUCCAUUUAAUUUUAAUGAUGUUCAACGUUUGGAUUAUUCUUAUACAUUAUUAUGGAUACAAUUAUUUAAAGCAUUAUGUCGUUUAACAUUAAUUAAUAAUGAUCAAUCAAAACAUUUCUUAAUUCAUUUACUUGUUGAAUUAUUACGAAAUGAACCUGCAUUUGAGCAAGCCAUUUAUGAUCAAAAUAAUCAACGUCUAUUUGGUUUUAUAUUAAAUGUUAUAAAAACUGUAUUAAAAACAUUCUCCGAUAUUGACCUAUCAGUUGUAUUCGACCGAUCAAAUAAUAAUCAUAACAAUAGUAAUAAUAGUAAUAAUAAUAAUUUUGUUUAUUUAUUAUCGAAUACACAAAAACGUUCAUUACCGUCAUCAUCGAUUUUACUUUGUUUUACACAAAUAUCAACUAUAAUUAAUCAUGUAUUACAACGUUUAUUAUCUAAUAGUGAAAAUAAUAUUCAAUAUGUAUUUGUUUGUCAUUGUUUAUCAAAAACAACUAAAGUCUCAUCGAAUGAACAGACAAAAUCAGUUGUAUUUACAUAUAUACGUGAUCUCAUUGUUGAUCUAUUGAGUCUAUGUAAAAUUUAUUCACAUGUUGAUAUUAUUUUUAAAAAUCUAACACAACUUAUUCCAUUUCUUCAAUUGUACGAACAAUCAAUAAAUAUAAAUUUAUCAGUGGGUUCAUCGCCUGUAGCUUUAAAUAAACAACAAUCAGAUAAUGUUAUAUUAAAUAAAAUUUUAUCGUUAAUAUCGUCCGUAUUCGAUCCAUCGAAUAGUUCAUCACUUCUUCAACUUAUGUAUCCAUUGUUAAUACUUGCUUUUCAACAUAAUAAAACAAUUAUGAGAAAUAAAGCAAGAAAAUGUUGGAAUGAAACAUUCGGGCGAAUGACAUUUAUUGUCUAUCCAAAUGAACUUAGAAUAUGUCUUCGCGAAUUAAAAGAUAAAGAACAUUUAUUAUUACCAUGUUUUCUUGCCGAUCAUGAUAAUAGUAAUACAGCUGGUAGUGGACCAGCACCAAGUAGUACUGAUGAAAGUCAAUUAUCUCAACAAAUCGAUAUUGUAACUCCAUUAGUACCACCAAUAGUAAAUAAUCAACAGCCAAUAAAACCUUCUUCGCCUGCACGUUUUGUAAUUCCAUCUUUACCAUCAUUGAAUCGUUCAUUAAAUUUCGAUAAAUAUGAACCAGUCUAUGUUCCUAUAACAAAUAAUAUUAAUCAUAAUAAUCAAUCAGACACACCAGUUGUUAUUAGCAAACGUGUAUCAUCAAAAAAUUCAUGUUUAACAGAAAAACAAAAAGAAAAAUUACGUAAACGUCAAAGCAUACCAUUACUUUGUGAUGAUAAUAGUAAUACACAAUCAAAUUCUUCUACAAUGGACACACCAAAUAUUGAAAAUAUGAUGAACAGCUAUCAACAACGUCGAAAUACUAAUAAAGAAAGUACAGCUAGUGUAUGCCUUUUUAAGCAAACACUCACUAAUCCUACACAAGAAACGAGUCCUGUAAUUGAAUCCUCAACAAAAUCGGAUGAAACAAUAUCUGAUGAAGUAGGUAUUACUGUGGAAGAUAUCCCUGUAAAAUCAUCGAUUUCUAAAAAGUUACGUCGUUCAUGUCGUCCAUCAAUAUCAGGACGAAAAAGUCUACUUCAUAAUGCACGAAAACAACGUGCACAUCCAUUGACGAACGAAUUAACUCAAACCGUAUCGGCAAACGCUGAAUCAAGUACUAUAGAACAAAUAAAAAUACAACCAAUGAGAAGUAUUCUUAAACGUUUAUCACCAACAAAACCUCGACUAGAUCAUACACGUCGUGUUGUUUUUCAUGAUCAAGUUAAAGUCAUAGUUUUUGCUUCGCCAUCACGUCGCGAUUCAAAUACACAACUGAAAAAGAAAAGUCCUAAUAAAGAUGAUAUGAAAUCACCAACACGCAUUAUACCAAAAGAAAAUCUUCCAUUACGAAAACAAUCGAUGACUAUUAAACAUUUAAACACUAUGGAUAAUAAUGAACAAAUCGUUAUAUCAUCGCCAUCAAUUAGUAAUAAUAUUAAACGACGUUCAUCGAAAUUAUUUCAUCCAAAUGAUGCUUUAGCUGAUUGGACACAAACUCAUCAAAUAGACCAGCCAACUUCUACUUCAAAUGAAAAACAUUCAUGCGUGUCAAGUGAAAUAAACGCUGAGGGUGCAUUUUUCCCAAGUUUAAUUCAGUGUGAUAAACCAAUUGAUUCUUUACUUAAUAUUUUAUAUGACGAUGCAUGCCCUAUAAGUACUAUUGAAUACUUUCAUUCAAUUAGUAUCAAUACUAUCGGUGAUCUGGCACGAGCAACAGCAGUUCAAAUUGAAACGUAUCCUAUUCCAUCACCGAAACUCACUAAUAUUCAAAACGCACUUUCAUUCUUGUCACGGUGA
This is a messenger RNA of Rotaria socialis, 4305 nucleotides long. The record is from the annotation of a GenBank genome assembly. NCBI's taxonomy places the organism in Eukaryota, Metazoa, Rotifera, Eurotatoria, Philodinida, Philodinidae.